AUGUCCGAUACUCCAGCAGUAGCCGUCAUGCCCACAUCCAUUUCUUCACGUUUCAACCCGCUCACCAUCCCCGAGAUCAUCGCCAUGAUCGGCCAGCUGAUCCCUCUCACACACAGAGCAACCUAUACCGAUCCCUUCAACCCAACCCGCACUACCACAACCUUCAUCUUUGCCCCAAGGGACCUCCUCGCCUGCACGGCCGUCUCCCGCGCCUGGCGUCGGGUCCUCCUCCCGAUCCUCUGGCGGUCCUACGAUAGCGCCCUCAUGCGCUACGUGCCCCUGGCGGCUCUGCAGAUCAAUAGUGUCCAUUUCCAAUCGUUUAGGGAUCAGUUUGGGCACCAUCAUCCCGGGCCGUUCUACUCGACCAAUCUGAGGCGGCUUAUUAUCUCGCAGCAGCACAGCUGGACCGUGCCGUUCAUGCUCUCCAAUCCUGGGCUACAGCACCUUACCUGGACAGGGCUGGGGCAUCCUUUCCUGGAUAGGGAGUACUCUGCAUUGAUGAAGCUCGCCAAUUUGAGGGAUCUCUGUCUGUCGAACUGGAACCUUAUCGGUCGACAAUUGGCCUUGGUCCUCUGUGCGAGCCCUCAACUGUCGCGACUCAGCUUGAGCUCUAUCGAUGGUGUUCAGGAUCUGGAGGGGAUGUCGACCCUCUAUGCGCUGGAGGAGAUCAGUCUCGGCUUUGUGCCGCUGAACAGCCUAUGUUUACUAGACCUGGAUUUUAAGCACCUGCAGUCGUCUCCAGGUGUUCCGGUUGUCGAGUGCCGAAGACGUGAUCGAGACGGAUGCUGUACUCGGACUAUUCGCGACUCCCUGGGCAUGCCUUGGACUAGAGGUCUUGUCGCUCGACCAGAUCUCGUUGGUUGCAGGGUGGAAGCAAGAUCGACAGAAUUCGAUGGUGGACACGUUUGA
Messenger RNA from Gamsiella multidivaricata, 909 nucleotides. RefSeq lists its product as uncharacterized. The record is from RefSeq and is a predicted model, not a curated record. Bases 1 to 909 code for a protein of 302 amino acids. NCBI's taxonomy places the organism in Eukaryota, Fungi, Mortierellomycota, Mortierellomycetes, Mortierellales, Mortierellaceae. The transcript has 2 exons.